Naegleria fowleri is the source of this 1407-nucleotide messenger RNA. RefSeq lists its product as uncharacterized. Gene Ontology annotation, molecular function: protein binding. Lineage: Eukaryota; Heterolobosea; Eutetramitea; Acrasida; Naegleriidae. Gene Ontology annotation, cellular component: cytosolic [4Fe-4S] assembly targeting complex. The coding region runs from base 1 to 1407 and encodes 468 amino acids. The transcript has 2 exons. The record is from RefSeq and is a predicted model, not a curated record. Gene Ontology annotation, biological process: iron-sulfur cluster assembly.
AUGAAUUUGUUGUGGCGACUUCAACUUAUUGCCUCUCUGUGCGAUCAUGAUGAAAGUGUUUGGUCGGUUUCUUUUCAUCCACAAUAUAAACAUGUGUUGGCCACGUGUUCAUCGGAUAAGACGGUGAGGAUUUAUUAUGUACGGAGUGAGGCAGAAACAGGAACAAUAACAACGAAUGUAUUGUCUUCGUCGUCGUCAUACCCGGGUAUGAAUCACCAAAGCCUUUUAAAUACAUCAUCAAACUCGGGAGGAAAUUACAAGACCAUGAUCAAAUGUUUGGAUGUUUUGGAAAAUCAACAUAAUCGAACCAUCCGUCGGGUGGAUUGGUCUCAUCCCAAUGGAAAUGCUUUGGCUUGUGCAAGUUUUGAUGGAACGAGUUCUAUUUGGAUUUUGUUGAAAAACAAAAUCGUAUCACAUUUGAAUGCACUCGAUGAGGAAUUUGUCAAACAAUCUCCUCACAAUGAUGAUAAGAAGAAUGGUUCAUUCAGUCCUUUAAAACUAUUAAAAUGUGUCUCAACUUUGGAAGGACAUGAAAAUGAAGUGAAAUCGGUGGCAUGGAAUUUCAAAGACGUUUCUUCCUCUAAUUGGAGUGCUGAAAUGAAUGACGAUGAUGAAGAGAGUGAAUUUGGAGCUGACUGUGGACUGUUGGCAACCUGUGGUCGUGAUAAAACUGUUUGGGUUUGGGAAGCAAUUGAUAAGAUUGGAUUUUCAGAUUUUGACUGCAAUUCCGUGUGUAGUGGACAUACACAGGAUGUAAAAUUUGUAGCUUGGCAUCCAUUAACUCGAGAAAACAUGCCAUCUCUAUUGUUUAGCGCAUCCUACGAUAAUACAAUUCGUGUUUGGAAAGAAGGAGGAUUUAAUGAUGACCAUUCAAGUCACCAUGAUUUUUCACACUCUGGUGGAGCUGGAGGAGAUGAAUGGAAAUGUGUUGGAAUUUUGAGAGGUCACACCAGUACAGUUUGGGCUCUUGCUUUUGAACCACCAUUUGUACCCAGUUCUACAAUGAACAAUCAAACGACUGUUCGAUAUUCUACUGCCAGUAGUAGUAGUGGUACUACAAAUACUAUGACCUCAACUACUCCUCUGGAUUACCCACAAUUUAUGGUCAGUCCAUUCAGACCAUUUCUGAUGUUCACACUCGAACGAUAUAUCAUGUCGAUUGGUGCGUGUAUGAGAAUCCAUACAGGCCUGGAGAAGCUCAUUUCAUUGGUGGCCACUUCUGGUGGAGACAAUACCAUUGCCAUCUUUGAGUGGAAUAGAACUGAGCAAAAAUUGAAUUUAUUGACCAAGAUUGUGAAUGCUCAUGAUGCAGAUAUUAAUUGUAGCAUGUGGAAUAGGAAUGUUUUUGGAGAGUUGGCCUCCUGUUCGGAUGAUGGAGUUGUGAAAAUAUGGAAAUUAGAUUUGUGA